Molecule: messenger RNA, 3225 nt
Organism: Trematosphaeria pertusa
Lineage: Eukaryota; Fungi; Ascomycota; Dothideomycetes; Pleosporales; Trematosphaeriaceae
Product: Cas1p-domain-containing protein
Exons: 4
Coding region: 232-2976 (914 amino acids)
Source: RefSeq, a predicted model, not a curated record
ACCUUGGCGAAGCUUGGUGGAGCAGUGGAGCAGGAGAGUCCAAUUGUCACCCAUGGCGCGCCAACCGGCGCCGUCAUGCCUGCCAAAGAUUCCGUGCCGUGUUUACGGCCUUCUCUCUGUCCUCACCUUUUGUUUCUGCAGCGCUGCAACCCCAACUGUGUCUUUUGUUUCCUCGCGUUGUUUGAUAGCGUGGUCCGAGCUGUUCCGAUACGACAUACAUGAGUGACGGGCAUGCCUCGUAUCCGGCUGCUAGGCCCUAGCAGCGUCCCCACUGCGUUCAACAGAGCUACCGUCGUCCUCGCGCUCGCAGUUGUCUUGUUCAAUGUGUAUCGACGCUUCGUGCUAGAUGCCGCCGACCCUUUCAAAUGCGGAGCGCUGCCUAACACCGGACAAUGGCUCGACUCCCCCGACCGCAAACCAGAUCAUAAGCCCUUCCUGAAUUGGCAACCGCCGGGAUGCCUGCUGUACGAGUAUAAGGCGCCGGAGAUUGCGAGCUGCAACGAAGAUGGGAAGAUACUGUUCGUAGGAGACACCCUGACCCGGCAGCUCUUCUGGGCUACCGCGAGGAAAAUUGAGGCUCCGGGCUCUAAAUGGGUCUUCAAGGAGCGGAACAAGCCAGACACUCACAGCGACCUUUGGUAUGCAGUGGAUGGCGCAAAACUGAAGUUCAUUUGGGACCCUUGGCUGAACAGCUCUGCGCUGCACGAGGAACUGAAAGCUUUUCGAGAACGACAGGAGCCUGGCUUCAAAGAGAAGGAUGAUCCAGCAAAGAAGGAGCUAUACAAUUCUCGACGAUCGGUGGUCAUGCUGGUUGGGGGUGGGCUAUGGCAUGCGCGGCAUUACCAGGAGGACUUCCUCAGAUAUUUCAAGCAAUCCGUGGACUCCGUGAUAUCGGCCGCAUACGGCGAAGGGCACGUUGGCCCCUUGGAAGAGGCGAUCGCGUCCGGCCGUGAGGGCGUCGGCGAUCAGAUCGUCUUUGCCCCGGUUAUUGAACCCUUGUACGAGAGGCUCAGUCCUUCACGAGAAGCAACGAUUGUGCCGAGCAAGAUCAACGCCAUGAACCAUUAUCUCCAGGAGAAGACUGUCUCCAGCGGCGUGAGCGUUCUCUGGAGCUAUGCCAACAUGACUCGAGGACGACCCGAGACGUACGGCGAGAGCGGUCUGCAUGUCAUCGAUACUGUAGCCAGUAAGAUGGCAGAUGUCUUACUUAACCUUCGAUGCAAUGCGAAAGCUGCUCAACGGCAAGGCUACCCGUACAAUAGGACGUGCUGCAGCGGGUACGUGGCUACGAAGUGGAUCCAGGUGGCGGGCCUGCUCUGCGCUGUGGCGCUAUUUCCUUUCGUGUUGUCUCAGUCGGGAAGGAGUAUGUCUGCAAGCCCGGUUCACGAGCAAUUUGAAAUGAGCAGCAUGCACCAAAUUACGAACGGCCAUAAUGUUGCUCGGCCUAAAGACUCGGGGUUAGCGAGGUCAACGACUAGCACCCCGAUGUCGAACGUGCCAUUCGCACUCUUCACCCUGAUUCUAAGCGCUUGCUGCUGUUUUCUCGCCGACAGAACUCAGGUCUUUAACAAGUUUCCGAAGCAAUUCUCUAACCUUGACUUCAGACUUAUACUUGGGCUCGUGCUGAUAGCAUGCCUGUUCAACAUCAAAGCGAUUCCGGCUCCUCAGGAGCGCCGCAGACCAAGCACUCCUGGAGCAUCAGCCGCCCACUCAUUUCUUCCACGGCUACAGGCUGACGAGUUCAAGGGAUGGAUGCAAGUCUAUGUUCUCGUCUACGCUUACACCGGCUCGUCGAAUGUGCUGGACUUUUACGAAGUACUGCGCGUAUUUCUGGCAUUCUACUUGUUCCUCUCCGGAUAUGGUCAUACGAUAUACUUCCUACAGAAUAAGGACUACUCACUCCGGCGAGUCGCCACUGUCCUCGUUCGACUGAAUCUCCUCGCGGUCUCUCUAUCGUUCAUGAUGGACAGACCAUACACCUCAUAUCACUUCGCGCCCUUGGUCAGCUUCUGGUUCAUGGUCGUGUAUCUUACGCUGCGGGCAAGACAACAUACGAACGACUCCAUCCCACAUAUCAUUGGGAAGAUAGUGACCUCCGCGUUGGUGGUCACACUCUUCAUUCAUAUCCGGGGCAUCCUCGAGCUCUGCUUCUCUGUUCUGCAUUAUACCUGCCGAGCCGAUCUGAACGCGACCGAAUGGAGAUUCCACCUGGGAAUGGACAAGUACAUCGUCUACAUCGGAAUGAUAGUCGCCGUCCUUCAUGUACGGAUUGCUUCUAUCCUCAGCGCACCUGCGGCACGCUUGGAAGAAGUACCGCGCAUAAUUCAAGAAUAUUUCAACGUCUUGAGGAGGAUUUCUGUCUACGCUGCGCUCGUUAUCGUCCCCUUGUUUUGGAUCCUGACGCGAAGGUCACAUGAUAAACCGGACUAUAACUGGUGGAUGCCUUACAUUGCCUGGUUACCGGUUGUGUCCUUCGUGGUCCUACGCAACGCAACAAGGUUCUUCAGGUCUUACUAUUGCGCUUCCUUUGCUUGGCUGGGGCGAAUAUCGCUUGAGCUGUAUCUCUUGUCGAAUCAUAUCUGGCUUGCCGGCGACGGCCGUGGACUUCUUAGGGUGGGGUUCCGCGGUGACGGUGGCUUGUUUAGCGAUCGAUGGCGAGACCUGGUUGCCCUCACUCCGAUCUUCGUUUGGGCAGCGUGGAACGUGCAUGCUGCAACGAUGACUGUUACGGCGUGGAUUAUAAGUAGUGGAGACGGAGUCAAAGGACGAGCGGCAGCGAAGAGCUCCCAUAGUAGAGCCGGGAGUGAACUCGCGUUUCCGAACUACGACAAUGCCCUUCCCGGUCCAGCUUCGCAAGGGGACAUAGAUCAUGGCUUGGUAAAUGGAAGACAGGGCUCAGGCCUGUCGAAGGAUGCCAAGAAGAAGCUUUUGAUCAUUGUGGGGGUUGUUUGGCUUGCGAAUAUGUUAUAUGCAUAAUCCCUUCUUUUCCGGCAUUUAUGGCUAGUCCUGAAGCGUAUGACUUUGAUGUGUUUAGAUUGAUUUUCACAUGUCACAUUGAUACCCAGGUAGUGUAUGUGCUGUGGAGCUGUUGCGUACGAUAUCUAAGUUGUCAUGAGUGCCUUUCACAUGAUUUUCGUCCUUCUACAUGCGGAGAUGCUCUUUAAAAGUAUAGGCAGUACCUUCGCCUACGGACUCUCAUGUGACUGCGCAAAAAUGGAUUCUUUG